CAUCGAGGCUCCAGCUCAUUACAGAGUGCUGUUGGACGCGCACCUGGACUGUUAACUUCAACCGCACGAGUUAGGAAUUACUUUAAAAAUCUGAUUUGCAUGGCUGCCAAGAAGCCCAAGAUGACCCAAAAGGACGAUGUGGCCGCAGUUACUACGUGCACAUACUGGGUGCCGCGCAAGAAACGACACUGCAAGAUGGCAGCCAACAAGGAAAGCCUCUUCUGCGGCGCCCAUUCCCCUGCCACUGAAGAAAGCAAAGCCGUGGGCGCGGCUGCUGAGCGGAUUCCCUGUCCACUAGACCCAAAGCAUACGGUAUUCAAGAGAAAGCUGGCGAAACACCUGACAAUCUGCAAUGCCCGGGACCAGGCCAGCACGCUGCCCUACAUCGUCAAGAAUAUAAACGCCGGCGAGGAGUUGGAGAAUCCUCUGGAAGACGAAAUAAACAGCAAGUUGAGACUCCACGAGCUAGAGGAUACAGAGUUCUACAGCGUAAUAGACAAAGUACGGGCUCUGUACGACAAUCACGUUGCCAACAGCAUCGAGGAGCUGCAUUUGCAGCACGCCUCCCUGGAGGAGCCACUCGGCCACGAGGAGUACGGCCAGGAGUCCCGCAAGCAUCUGGUGCAGGCCUCUGCUCUGUUGGGCAUCCUCGAGCACGACCAGCAGCUGACCGACAGCACCAGCUUCAUUGAGUUUGGCGCCGGCAAGGGUCAGCUGGCCUUCUUCCUGGCCACAGCGCUGGAAACCCAGGGCCUGUCCCACUCGCAGGUGGUGCUUAUCGAUCGCAUGUCGCUGCGCCACAAGAAGGACAACAAGGUGACGAACAAGGAGCUGGUGCAGCGCAUUCGCGCUGACAUAGGAGACCUCAAGAUUUCAGCGCUGCCAGAGUUGAAGCAAACCAAACGCAAUGUCGCUUUGUCUAAGCACCUGUGCGGAGCAGCCACGGAUCUUACGUUGCGCUGUGUUCUGGCCCAUAGAACCGCUCCCACGGAUUACAUCCUUAUUGCUCUCUGCUGCCAUCACCGCUGCUCCUGGCGCUCUUACGUCGGCCAGACCUGGCUGCAGGCGGCCGGCCUUGGACACCGGGAGUUUGCCAUCAUCACCAAAAUGGUUAGUUGGGCUGUCUGCGGCACGGGCGUCAGUCGGGAGCGUCGCAAGGCCAUGGCGGAGGCGCAUGAAGAGCUCGGCGAGCCGCCCACCCAAAGAUUGACCCGCGAGCAGCGCGAACAGAUCGGCUACCAGUGCAAGCGAGUCUUGGAUCAAGGUCGUCUUGAGCAUCUGCGAUCCAACGGCUUCGAUGCGUCGCUGAAGUUCUAUGUCCCGCGGGAAAUCACGUUGGAAAAUGUCGUGCUCAUAGCCAAACCCAUGAAAAGCUGACCGCAAAGGAUAAGCGGCAGAUAAAGGAAUCACUGCAAGUGCCGGACACUGGUGGCGGAGGUGUCGGCAUUGGCAUCAGCAACGGCAUGCAAUUUGACUUGUGAUAAGAGCGCUCUGGUAUACUUGUGUAUUACGCUUUAGUUGGAUACCGCUUUUAAGUUUGGUUCAGUACUCGUGUGGUCCCACUAAAAACAAAACAUACUUCAGACUAACUAUAGCGGGCUAAUAAUGCUGAUGAUGACUCGUAACUUUAAGAGAUAUA
This is a messenger RNA of Drosophila pseudoobscura, 1639 nucleotides long. RefSeq names its product tRNA:m(4)X modification enzyme TRM13 homolog. Gene Ontology annotation, biological process: tRNA methylation. Bases 100 to 1377 code for a protein of 425 amino acids. The record is from RefSeq and is a predicted model, not a curated record. The transcript has a single exon. Lineage: Eukaryota; Metazoa; Arthropoda; Insecta; Diptera; Drosophilidae.